AUGAUCGGAUAUGGAAGUGAGAAAAAGGCGGACGGGCGCGAGAUGACCGCCAGUGAAUACAGUCAGGCGGGCUUAAUUAGCGGCGUGUGCGCUCGUUGUAUCGUUCAGCCUUUGGAUGUGCUUAAAAUAAGAUUUCAGUUGCAAGAAGAACCAAUGCGAGGAUCAAUGCGGGGAAAAUAUUCAGGCCUUCUUCAAGCGAGUUAUUUGAUAUGGAAAGAAGAAAAUGUUGUUGCAUUCUGGAAAGGUCAUAUUCCUGCUCAAGGAUUGUCGGCAGUUUAUGGAAUUGUACAGUUUGCUGUAUUUGAAUCGCUCACUAAUAGAGCUAAAUAUAUUCCACUUGCAAAUCGAAAUCGAAGCUUGACUGAUUUUGUGUGUGGUGGAUUAUCAGGAUGUUGUGCAAUGACGGCGGCAAUGCCUCUGGAUGUUGUCAGAACGAGGCUUAUCGCUCAAGGAAAUCCAAAAGUAUGGAUUUUCAAAAUGUAUCUUAAGUUUUAUCGAGGAACUAUCCAUGCUAUUGGAAAAAUUUUUCGCUGCGAAGGUGUGCCUGGUUUUUUCAGAGGAUUAGUGCCGUCACUCGUUCAGAUUGCACCUUAUACAGGUAAAACAACUGCUUUAUACUGCGGUGCUUUGGCUGGUGCUGCUGCUAAAACGACUUUAUACCCGUUAGAUGUUAUUAGGCAUCGACUUCAAAUGCGUGGAUUUGAUCGAAGAGGUUUUGGAAAGGCAUCUCAGUAUCGCUCAAUGAUUGGUACUUUUAUUCAUUUGAUAACAAAAGAGCAUUUUCAAGGAUUAUUUAAAGGACUGUCGCCAUCGUUAAUAAAGGCUGCUGCUAAUUCCGGCUUGUGCUUCUUUUUUUAUAAGGUAGCUUUGGAAUUAAUUCGAACUAUUAAAGCAAACAAUUAA
This is a messenger RNA of Dracunculus medinensis (Guinea worm), 903 nucleotides long. The record is from the annotation of a GenBank genome assembly. NCBI's taxonomy places the organism in Eukaryota, Metazoa, Nematoda, Chromadorea, Rhabditida, Dracunculidae.